Aedes albopictus (Asian tiger mosquito) is the source of this 2539-nucleotide messenger RNA. RefSeq names its product zinc finger protein 134-like. The transcript has 7 exons. Gene Ontology annotation, cellular component: nucleus; chromosome. The record is from RefSeq and is a predicted model, not a curated record. Gene Ontology annotation, molecular function: zinc ion binding; chromatin insulator sequence binding. Lineage: Eukaryota; Metazoa; Arthropoda; Insecta; Diptera; Culicidae. Gene Ontology annotation, biological process: regulation of transcription by RNA polymerase II. Bases 130 to 2379 code for a protein of 749 amino acids.
GUGCAGCAAAUUUUUUCGUCCCUGCUCGUCUGUGUUCUACAAAAACUCAUUUUUUAGCAAUUAUUUGUGGGUUUUUCGUGAAAAUUUUGUGUUUCCAAUGUAAUCUAGUGUUUGGGCAUCCCCGGAAACAUGACCUCAUCGAUCAGAGUGAAAACCGAACCGGUAGCAGCUUGGGAAAGUUUCGACACCGUUUGUCGUCUGUGCAUGAGCGAAGAGUCUCUUGGCGACGUGUUCAGGGAAGAGGGCCUGGUCCAAUGGAUAUGGGACUAUCUCGCGAUUUUGGUAUCCAGGGAGGACCGCUUGAGUCGAGUCGUCUGCACCAUCUGCCGAAUACAGCUUACUGAAUUUCAUCGGUUCCGGAUUCGAUGCCAGGAUGUGCAAGGCACUUUGCUGUUCACGAUUCGGCAAGAGGACAAGCGUAGUAUGUAUUUAGGUUCCGACCCGGGAAACUUGGACAGCCGCCAUCGGGCGUGCCGAUUGUGUAUGAGUGAAGAAUCGCUCGGCAGCGUAUUUAAACAGGAAGGCCUUCAUGAGUUGAUGUUGGAUUAUCUCUCGAUUGUGUUGUACUGCGAGGACCGCCUCAGUCACAAUAUCUGUGCUAUCUGUCGAUGGCAGCUGACCGAGUUCCAUCAGUUUCGGAUUCGUUGUCAGGAGGUGCAAAGCGUUCUCCAAUCUCGGAUGCUGGCUGGGAACUCUGGAGUCCAACAAGUCGAGCCCUUGAGAAACUCGACAAUCAAGUCUGAAGCUACGUCUUGGUUGGAACCAGUUGAAGCAGGUAAUGCGUCAGGAAGCACGCGUGUCGAGACCUAUGUUGAAACGAGUUCCAGAGACUUUUCGAAACAAGAAAUCGAAGAUGGGUCAGUAAAUGUAUAUGACCAGCAAAAACCGAGCGACUUGGAUACAAAUAAUCAAAUAGUAAAUGAAACUAUAAACGUAAAAACUGAACCGUUUGAUGAAGUUAACAUUUGUAUCGAAGAAAACAAGGCGGCUGAGAUGCAACCCGCCAUGGUGUACAUACCAUCUGACAUAGUAACCAAGCAGGAAACAACGAGUCCUGCAGAAAAUCACCUUGAUUCUGAAACUGAGCCUCCCAAUGAUACGGAAGAUUCUAUUGUUGUCGAGGAAGUAAAAAUUGAACCUCGUCCAAAGAAACCUCCGUAUAGACCAAAGGAACUAAUAUCCCCGUGCUAUUUGUGCGAGAGAGUUUGUAAAACCAAAGACAAACUAAAACGCCACAUUAAGAUCGUUCACGGGCCAAGGCUGCACGAGUGUCAGAUUUGCAACUUUAAGGCUUCUUUGAACCGGGAUCUAAGAAAGCAUUUACAGACCAAGCUACAUUUCAAAAAAUUGCAUGAAUCUCUUGGGGAUGAGGCUUUCGCAGUGCCCGUUCAAAGCAAAAAAGUGAGCGACAGUGAGCAAUCUGCUAAUGAACCGGAAGUACAAGUAAAGGAAGAGAUAUCGGAAGUUCAAGUAAAGGAAGAGAUACCGGAAGUUCAAAUUAAGCAAGAGAUAGAACAAUCCAAUGAUAACGAGGAUGAAGAAACGUUGAUCGAGGAAAUGAAAUCGGAUAGCAUGGGCGGCUCGGAUGGUAACGAACCAUCGAAUCAGACGGAAUCAGAAGGACAGCAGUUGCAGUGUGAUGUUUGCCACAAAAUGUUCCCCAUGGAUAGGGAGAAAUUGCUGAACCACAAGUGGUAUGCCCAUGGAUUCAACAAGUUCGAGUGUCCCAUAUGCGGAAGGCCAUUUUUGCUGCAAUUUCGAAUGCAACUUCAUAUGCGUACACACGAAGGACCGAAAAGCCGAGGGAAGCAAAAGGACCAAGAAGACCCAACCAUUGCCAAACCAUUCAAAUGUGAAGUAUGCCAGGAGGAAUUCCGGCUCAAAAAGACAUACAACUAUCACAGGAGGCAAAAACACGGUCUAACAGACUAUGUGUGCAGUAUUUGCGAAAAGCCUUUUGCCUAUCCGUAUCAACUGAAGGAGCAUAUGGAACAGAAUGAUCACAGCCGUAUCGUCAAGCGGGGUCCCAAUAAGAUGCGGGUUCAAAUAAAAGGCGAUGGCAGUGGCAAAAGCUACACGUGCGGCAUCUGUCAUAAGAUAUUCAACGCCCUGGCUUCACUGUACACCCACCAGAAAAUGACGCACGCGGAAAAAACUCACAAAUGUUCUAUUUGCGAUAAAGCGUUUGCAUUUCGGUCUAUGCUAAAAGUGCACGUGGAGAAAAGACACGAAAAUCCCAAACCUCGCAAACCUCGAAAAACGAAAACUCCAGCAACAAAAAUUCCGGCUGCUGGCGAUGGGCCGCUGACCAGGGCGAAAAACUCUGAAACUAAACCGCCGCGGGCCAUUCCAAACUAUUGCGAAGACUCAGAUGAUUAACAGUCGUCAAUCAGCUUAAAUGUUCCGAGUGCUCGGGGAAAAGGUAAUCGAUAUGAAUGAUACUCAUUACUAGUUGCAAAUUUGCAUCGAUUUACUAUAUUGAAGUACUAGAUGAUUGAAUCGGUUUUCUUAAGUCGAAUCUUAUAAAUUAUUUCCAGAA